UGCCAGCAGUACACACGCGGCAGUGAAGACCGGUCUCUGCUGACAAGCCCCAGCUCCAUCACCUGCUCUGCAUCAUGAAGGUCCCCACAGCUGCCCUUGCUGUCCUUCUCUGCACCAUGGCUCUCUGUGACCAAGUCUUCUCAGCUCCAUAUGAUGCUGACACCCCAAUCUCCUGCUGCUUCUCCUAUAGCCGGCAGAUUCACCGCAAAUUCAUUGCUGACUAUUUUGAGACCAGCAACCUUUGCUCUCAGCCAGCUGUCAUUUUCAUAACCAAGAGAAACCGGCAGGUCUGCGCUGACCCCAAAGAAACCUGGGUGCAAGAAUACAUCGCUGACCUGGAACUGAAUGCCUGAGAGGCUUGGAGGCAGUGAGGUGUCCCAAGUCCACAAAAGUACACAGCUAAAGUACAGGUGACAGUCCAAUAGUGAGAUCCGUGGGAAGUAUGUAUACACUCCACAUGGAGAACCCGACUGCAGAGCUUCAGGGACACUUGCCUUUUGGAUAGUCACUGUCAGUUCUGUAGACAUCUUGUGGAAGCAUGACAUUCCUCCCUUCCAAAAUAUCCCAGGAGUGGAUAAAUCGUUCAUUGAGAUAACCUGACUUUUCCUCUGCAGGUAACUGGAUACCUUUUCCCACGCUGUGAAGUUCUGGUUUGAAAACAUUCACUCAGCCAAACCUUUGUUCUAAUAGUGUAAUCUACAUAAGUUAGUCCCCCACAAUUACCCUUAUUGACAAGGUUCAUUGCCAAGAAUGAAGCCCUAGGCAGGAGGAAUUGAGCACAGAGACACUAUGUCUGCUCUUGCUGAUAAACAGGUCUGGGUGGCCCUGAAUUCUCUAACAGCAGACUCAGGAAGGUGGAAUCGAUUGGCCUUUUGCUCUAACCCAACAAGCUACUCAUAUUCAGUAUUUACCCUUCGUCUUGGUUUCAUUGAACACAAUAGCAUAGCCAAGGACAUUAACUGUGUGUGCCUUUACCACUAAAGAUACAGGAGAAAGGCUUGAGUCCAUACACCAGCCUCAGAAAGAAAUCAGUUCUCACCUGGUGUUGCCAGGCACCCUGCUGGAGCCAGAAGUCUCCAGAGAGAUUCCCUUUAACUCAGCCAGCUAGAUGCUGUUGAGAAUCAAACACCUUGCCUUCCUCCCAAGCCCAUGAGUAGUUGCUGUGGUUACCAAAGCCUUAUUCCCAGUCACCAGGGAAAGAAGCAGAAAUGUUCGGAAAGCACAGUAGCAGUGCUGGGCUUUUCUACAAUUAUUAACCAUAAACUUCCAGCUACACUUAAGAAAUGUAGUUAGUGCACGAAAAUGUCUCCUUAGAAUUCUGUCAUGAUUUAAAGUGCCAUUCUUAAUCAAUCCUCCCGAUAUCUACCGGGGAGUUUCAUAGUCACGCCUCUCCCUCUGAGAUGUAAGAAGAGGCCUUCCUGUAUCUGUUUCUGUGAGUCUGUGAAAGGCGAGUUUGAUACUAUUGUAACUGCUUAUCGAAUUGUUAAUUUGUCUGUAUGAUAUAAAAAAUGAAAGUCUUGUGGGGAAUGAUCCUUUUCCUUCCUCGCCCAAGGAAUAAAGAAACCUGCAGAAGAAACGUGCUCGACUCUGUUUGUUCUGCCCCUCAGAUCCCGUUGCCCAGCAAGUUUUCACUUGCUGUAGACAUCGUUCUGGCCCCGGAGGGAGAGCUGAGGCUGGGACUCAGUAGCCCCUGUUAGUGAGGCAAUCAGAAACCUAUGAGCCCUGUGUGAAGCAGGGAUCUAAGCCUCAAAACAGCCCAGCCACCUCCACAGCUCCAUCUCCUGUAAACUGUUUGCUGCCAAGUAGCCACACAUAGGGACUCUCAACUUGAAUUCUAGUUUAAUUUUGUAAUUUAUUUUAUUGUCACACUUGUGUUUGUGACUCUUAGUUCUGAACGAUCUCAGGGAACUUUCCAACACCCAUUUCCCCCUUCCCUUGCUCACACUGUGUUUGGUGACAGUGGGAGUGGCUGUCACCAGCCUGUUCUAGGUAGAUACAGUGACAAGGUCACAUACUGACAAACAAACAAUGGAUGUUUUGUUUACACAGAGGAAUAAUAA
Molecule: messenger RNA, 2060 nt
Organism: Chionomys nivalis (European snow vole)
Lineage: Eukaryota; Metazoa; Chordata; Mammalia; Rodentia; Cricetidae
Product: C-C motif chemokine 3-like
Exons: 3
Coding region: 75-353 (92 amino acids)
Biological process (GO): chemokine-mediated signaling pathway; positive regulation of GTPase activity; cellular response to tumor necrosis factor
Cellular component (GO): extracellular region
Molecular function (GO): chemokine activity; CCR chemokine receptor binding
Source: RefSeq, a predicted model, not a curated record